ACAGGUGUUUCAACUCCAACUUUUACCUCCUCAUCUCUCUCUCUUCAGACACCAUCAUUUCUCUCUGAAACCCAUCUCAACACCCACCAAUGUCCCAUCUUCUUUCUUACCAAAACUUCACAUUCACCCUUUAACACCUCCCUCUCUCUCUCUCUCUCUCUCUCUCUCAAACCCUUUUCGAAUGCCAAAUCAAAGACCCUUAAUCUUAGCAAUAUAUCAACCCUUCUCAUAUCAAACACUUCAAUUUCUCUCUCUGAAACCCAUCUCAGUGCCUCACCAAGUGCUCAUAUUUUCUCACAUCAAAACUUCACAUUCACCCAUUAACCCAUUCCCCUCCUCUCUCUUCAAAUGCCUAAUCAAAGACCCUUCUCACACUUCUUCUACAACACCAUAUUCUUCUUACUCUUACUCAACGUGGCUCUGGUAACCUCCAAAUCGACGAUCGAACCAUGCUCGAACUCCGAUUCGUGCAAUGCCUUACUGGGCUACACACUCUACACCGACCUCAAGGUCUCGGAAGUGGCUUCCCUCUUCCAAAUCGAUCCCAUUGCCCUCCUCACCGCCAAUGCCAUCGACAUCUCCUACCCAGAUUCCGAAAACCACAUCCUCCCCUCUCAGCUCUUCCUCAAUAUCCCCAUUGCCUGCUCUUGCGUCGACGGAAUUCGCAAGUCCGUCUCGACCCAUUACAAGACUCGCCCUUCUGACACUCUCUCAAGCAUUGCGGACUCGGUUUAUGGGGGUCUUGUGUCUGCUGAUCAGAUUCAGGAGGCCAAUUCGAUACCGGACCCUUCGGUUCUUGAUGUUGGGCAGAGUAUUGUUGUUCCUCUGCCCUGUGCUUGUUUUAAUGGGAGUGAUGAUAAUUUGCCGGCUGUUUAUUUGUCGUAUGUGGUGAAAAUGGUGGAUACAUUGGCUGGGAUUGCGGCUAGGUAUUCGACUACCAUUACUGAUCUCAUGACAGUGAAUGCCUUGGGGAAUGCAGCUAUUGGAGCUGGUGAUAUACUGGCAAUACCGAUUUCAGCUUGUGCAUCUAACUUUCCGGGAUACACCUCGGAUUAUGGCUUGACUGUGCCAAAUGGAAGUUAUGCUAUUACCGGGGGUCACUGUGUGCAGUGUAGUUGCGGGCCAGGAAGUAGCAGUUUAUACUGCAUGCCAGCUUCACUGGCAGUUUCUUGUUCGAGCAUGCAAUGCAGAAACAGUAAUCUCAUUCUUGGAAAUGUUACAGUUCAACAGAGUAGUGCUGGCUGCAAUGUUACUUCAUGUAGUUAUGGUGGCUUUGUCAAUGGCACUAUUAUGACCAUCCUGUCCACGUCUCUUCAACCUCGAUGUCCAGGGCCGCAGCAAUUUCCUCCACUUAUAGCCCCACCUACUUCAGUAAGCAGGGACUCAUUGUUUGUUCCAGCACCUUCACCUUCACCUUCACAGUCGGGUGGUGCUGCAACAACAAUUCCAAAGUCUUCAGUGGUGCCUGGAUCUGUCCCAUCUCUUGGAUUUCCACUAGCAAAUGCCCCCAGCGGAAGUGUCUCCGGUGCUUGCUCCUUGGUGAAUCCAUUCACAAAUUUGCCUGCAAUUGUUUUAGGUUUGUUUUGCAAAUUCAUGGUGUCAUUCUCACUGUAAUUUUGGCCCUCAAUUGCAUGCCUAAAUUGUGGUCUUCGUCCUCUGCAUCAGGUCUUAGUUGUUUGUUUAGUUCUAUUUAUUAUUAAUGUCAGUACACUGAUCUUUUGGAUGCAGCCAACCAAGUUUGUUUUGGCUAACAUUUUCCAAUUGCCUUAACCUGUACCACCAUGAAUAUAGUGACUGCAUUAUUUUUAGCAAGUCCUGGCAUUGCAGGUGUCGAAAUUUUAGAUAUCCUCAUUUUGUGUCAUCUUUGCUUUGUAUUGUUGAACAUCUUUUGAGAUCUUCCUCUUUCUCUUUAAAUUUAAGUAUUUUAGUGUGGCUA
Messenger RNA from Cornus florida, 1936 nucleotides. RefSeq names its product lysM domain-containing GPI-anchored protein 1-like. The record is from RefSeq and is a predicted model, not a curated record. Bases 349 to 1614 code for a protein of 421 amino acids. NCBI's taxonomy places the organism in Eukaryota, Viridiplantae, Streptophyta, Magnoliopsida, Cornales, Cornaceae. The transcript is spliced from 5 exons.